Messenger RNA from Suillus fuscotomentosus, 225 nucleotides. RefSeq lists its product as uncharacterized. The transcript has a single exon. NCBI's taxonomy places the organism in Eukaryota, Fungi, Basidiomycota, Agaricomycetes, Boletales, Suillaceae. The annotation marks the transcript as partial. The record is from RefSeq and is a predicted model, not a curated record.
AUCACUGCACACAAAUCACAAGGCCAAACACUAAAGAAAGUUAUUGUUGAUCUUGGUUCAAAAUGGUGCCGAGGUGCUGAGAAACCAUAUGUGAUGAUAUCACGUGCAACCUCUCUACAAAGCCUGUUUAUCUUGCGUCCAUUUAAUUAUAAUAAAAUUUGCUCUCAUCCAUCUCAAGACAUUCGCCAAGAAACUCUUCGAUUAGAUGUACUGAACCUCAAAACA